Kwoniella shivajii is the source of this 2109-nucleotide messenger RNA. RefSeq lists its product as uncharacterized. Lineage: Eukaryota; Fungi; Basidiomycota; Tremellomycetes; Tremellales; Cryptococcaceae. The transcript has 11 exons. Gene Ontology annotation, biological process: glutathione biosynthetic process. Bases 1 to 2109 code for a protein of 702 amino acids. Gene Ontology annotation, cellular component: glutamate-cysteine ligase complex. Gene Ontology annotation, molecular function: glutamate-cysteine ligase activity. The record is from RefSeq and is a predicted model, not a curated record.
AUGGGUCUGCUUGCAUUAGGAACGCCAUUGACCUGGGAGGAGACGAAGCCUCUAGCUGAACAUAUUAGGAAUCACGGUAUAACCCAGUUCUUGAAUACCUGGGAUAGGUGGAAGGACAAUACCGGGAAAGGAUUAUUAUGGGGUGAUGAAAUCGAAUAUAUGGUGGCAUCGUUUCACGACAAUGAGAAGAAAGCGGUAUUGAGCUUGAGGCAAACUGAAAUUUUAACAAAACUACAAAGUGUAACGCUUGAUCCUGCUUUAGCCAAAUACAAGCCUGAAGGAUGUAACGCUAUACCAACAUUUCAUCCUGAAUAUGGAAGAUACAUGUUGGAAUCAACGCCUGGAUUUCCAUUUUCAGGUACACCUUCAUCUUUAGUUUCAGUUGAAUCAGAUAUGAGAUUCAGAAGACAAAUCAUUAGAUCACAUUUGAAAGAUCAUGAAUUACCAAUAACUAUAACUGCUUGGCCAAGAUUAGGUGUAUCAAAUGAAUUUUUCACAGAUCCAGAAACGAAACCUGAUUCAGAAAAAUCAAGUUCAAAAUCUGAAUAUGUUGGUGAAUUAUUAACUAAUCCACAUGCUAGAUUUCCUACCCUCACCGCAAAUAUAAGACAAAGAAGGGGCAGUAAAGUGGAUAUCAGAGUUCCUUUAUUCAUAGAUAAACAAACUAUCCUCCCAGACGGUUUGAAAGCUCCCAUAUCAAAUGGUAUAUCCACCCCCGCGAAACCUCUACCUGGAACUCCAUAUAUACACAUGGACGCAAUGGCUUUUGGUAUGGGAUGUUGUUGUCUUCAGAUCACCUUUCAAGCUUGGAACGUGGAUGAAGCUAGAAGAGUUUACGAUGCUCUAGUACCUAUAGCUCCGAUCAUGCUCGCUCUUACAGCUGCAAGUCCAGCUUUCAGAGGUCAAUUAGCAGACGUAGAUGCUAGAUGGAACGUCAUCGCUGCUAGUGUCGAUGAUAGAACGGAGGAAGAAAGAGGUUUAAAGCCUCUCAAAAGCGAUCAGUACAGAGUACCUAAAUCAAGAUAUGAUUCGGUCUCUUUAUAUUUGUCAAAUGAUGAAAGGAAUAAGCCUGAAUAUCAUGAUGUUGAGGCUCCUAUAAACCAGGAAGUGAGAAAGAGACUACUGGAACACGGACUCGAUGAUAAACUCGCUUCUCACGUUGGUCAUCUGUUCAUUCGAGAUCCACUCGUACAAUUCUCCGAAACAAUCGAUCAAGAUGAUGAAGAAUCAAUGGAUCAUUUCGAGAAUAUACAAUCCACAAAUUGGCAAACUAUAAGAUUCAAACCACCUCCUGUAAACUCACCCAUUGGAUGGAGAGUUGAAUUCAGGUCAAUGGAGGUUCAAUUAACAGAUUUCGAAAAUGCUGCUUUCAGUAUUUUCAUCGUUCUUCUCACUAGAGCUAUUAUCAGUUUCGAUUUAAAUUUCUAUAUGCCUAUAUCAAAGGUGGAUGAGAAUAUGCAAAGAGCACAAGAAAGAUCAGCAUCAACGAACCAAUCUUUCUUUUUCAGAAAACAUGUUUUCCCACUGGAUAAACCAUUAGCAAGAUUCGAUCUACAAUCAAGACCUGUUUCACCACCACUUUCCUCACCCACAGCAAACAAUCAUACACAUACGAAUAACCCUUCAUCUUCUUCUCACCAUAUACCUAACGGCUCUCGCUCUUCAUCACGACAUGACAAUAGAAAUGGAAGAAAUGCAAGUCCAUCUUCAUCAACUUGCUCGACUCCGACAGAACCGUACGAUCAAGAUGAAUCACCGGAAAUGACAAUCGAUCAAAUCAUAAAUGGAGAUGGUGAUUCGUUCCCAGGAUUAAUGGGAGUAGUCAAUGCCUAUUUGAACUCACUGAACGUCGACAUAGGAACGAAAUGUGAUUUGAGGAGGUAUUUGGAUUUGAUUAAAUACCGAGCUAAAGGUCAAUUGGUUACCCCUGCUACAUGGAUAAGGAAUUUUAUAAUUACUCAUCCAGCUUAUAAACAAGACUCGGUAGUAUCAGAUGAGAUCAAUUACGAUUUGGUGAAAGCUAUAGAUGAGAUUGAGCGAGGGGUCAAAGCUGCAACAGAGUUAUUGGGUAAAGAUUAUGUCGGUUCAGGUCCAACGGGCUGUCUGUGA